AUCUUUGCAUUGAAGGUUGGUAGGCAAGUAUGUGUCACAGACUUGAGACAAUGGAGAUAAGCCUCGAAUGGAAAUUCCCGUAACAGAUUAACAUUAUUGUGGGAUAUAUUCUGCAUUUGAGAGUCAUUAGGAAGUGGGUUCCAAUGAUUUGGUUAUUCCACCGUACCUGUUCAUUGUAAUCUUCAUGGAGGAAGGUUUAUGCUGUAAUGGGUUUUCGUGAUUAAAACAAAGAUAAAAGAUGAUCCUUUCGUACAAGUGUAAUAGUUGUUGAUGGUGUUGAUUGGAUGGUGAAAACAAACUUAGCUUCUUCUCCAUGAAUUAACGUUCUUUAUUUGAAUUACUUCCUUUUGGUUAGUGAAGUGUUUUCCUUUUUUUAUAUUUUUUAAAUUUACUUCCGUUUGGUUAGUGAAGUGUAGGCAUGAACAAUGAUAUAGAAUAGCCAUUUUGUUGCUGAAGCAAAGCUAUUAUGCAACAAUUUAAGGAACUUUGCAGUUUGGUUGUUAUGACGUUUAAAUUUUAGACAGUGAUUGCUUUAGCUACCAUUUGUUUCUUGUUAUCUAUGGCAUUUCCUAAGUUGGUUAUUAUGAAGUUCUAACAGAUGGAGUACGUGAGCCCAGAAGGUCUUCGCUUGGAUGGUCGGCGGCCCAUGGAAGUAUUUUUCCAUCUCUCAAUUUUCCGUUGUGUUGAAUCAUCACCAGUAUAAAGUUUCAAUUAUUUUUAUAAAAUAUAUAUUUUUUUCUGUGAUCCCAGAUGAGACAAAUUCGAGGAGAGAUUGGUGUUGUGGAAAAAGCCGAUGGGUUCUAAUUACUAAAACCUUGAUUCUUCUUUUCUAAUCCUUGUAAUUUUUUUUUUAAAGCUGAUCUUUCAUAUCAAAUUUCAGUUCUGCUGUGUUUGAGAUGGGAAACACCAAAGUCAUUGCUGCAGGGUAUGGCCCUCGAGAGGUUAGCUAAUUCUUUUUUCUUCAUUCUAUAAUUUCGAGCUAAAAUUUUAAUGAACUUGUGCGUGGUACUCAUUAUUAUUUAAAAUGUCUUGUCCAAUUUUCAAUUUAAAUUCAUUUUAGCUGUUAAUAUACUUUUGUUUUCUUGGUCCAAAAUAGGAGCCAGCAGAUGAAUGACAAGGCACUGGUGCGGUGUGAGUACACCAUGGCAAAUUUUAGUACUGGAGAUCGCAUGAGGAAACCAAAGGGUGUAUUCUAUUCUCUUUCAUUUUCAUACAUACAUGUUGGAUCAUCUUCAAUUUACAAUUUAACAUCAGAGUGUUGUAUCCAUAACUAAAUUAAACUAUAUAACUAAAAUGUACAUUUUUAUGCUCUCAGACGAUCCACAGAGAUUUCUCUUGUUAUUCGGCAAACCAUGGAAGCAUGCAUUAUGACACAUUUAAUGCCUCGGACUCAGGUUCCACUGAUGCAUCUUGGGAACUUUUCUUCCAUGAAUGUCUAGUUUGUUCUUUAUUGAGCCUUGUAUCCGUUUGUUGCAGAUUGAUAUUUUUGCGCAAGUUCUCCAAGCAGAUGGAGGAACUAGAUCAGCAUGUAUCAAUGCUGCAACCGUGGCCCUUUCAGAUGCUGGAAUUCCAAUGCGUGAUCUUGUUACUUCUUGUAGUGCCGGUUACCUUAAUAGCACACAUCUACUUGAUUUAAACUAUGUAGAAGAUAGUGCUGGAGGUGCUGAUGUCACUUUAGGUAUUAUGCCGAAGUUGGACAAAAUUACUCUUCUUCAGAUGGAUGCUAAAUUACCAUUGGAUAUUUUUGAAAAUGUAGUGCAACUUGCAAUUGAAGGCUGCAAGGCAGUUGCAACAUAUAUUCGAGAAGUAUUACUAGAGAAUACAAAGCAAUUGGAGUAUCGACGAGGCACUUAGUUUCAAAUCAUGAUUAAUGGUUGUUCGUAUGAAGUUGGAGGCGGCUGUAACAUGAAGACGGUGUUUGAUGGAGGAACUAGGC
This is a messenger RNA of Pyrus x bretschneideri (Chinese white pear), 1936 nucleotides long. Its product is annotated as exosome complex component RRP41 homolog. The record is from RefSeq and is a predicted model, not a curated record. Bases 1432 to 1854 code for a protein of 140 amino acids. Gene Ontology annotation, biological process: U4 snRNA 3'-end processing; poly(A)-dependent snoRNA 3'-end processing; nuclear mRNA surveillance. NCBI's taxonomy places the organism in Eukaryota, Viridiplantae, Streptophyta, Magnoliopsida, Rosales, Rosaceae. Gene Ontology annotation, cellular component: nuclear exosome (RNase complex); cytoplasmic exosome (RNase complex); nucleolus. The transcript has 7 exons.